AGAUACGGGAGUUGCCGAUCGGACGCUUCUUAGCCAUGCGCUCGUUCUUCUGGUUGGCGCUAUUGGUCGCAGCGGUCGUCGCUGGCGACCGCAAAGCCAAGACCUUCCUCUUGCCAGAGACCGCGCGCUUCCACCUCAGGCCGCUGCUCCAGGCCUUUGACGCGCUCGGCAUCACCGAGUACAACGGCGAGGACGCCGACUCGUGGCACGCCGCCAAGUACACGGACGACGUCGACUUGAUCUGGAGCUACGAGUACGUGCAGCUGGGCGCCAUUGGGCCGCUCACGCGCCGCCACAAGGUGAACCACCUCCCGGGCAGCUUUGUGCUCGUCUCGAAAGGCCACGUGUACGAGACACAGCAGCGGCUGCAGGCCGAGCACGGCAAGUUCGACUUCAACUUUAUUCCAGCGCAGUACCGACUGCCGCAGGACGUCGACGAGUUCUCGGCGGCGUUCCGCGCCCGGCGCGACGACUCGCAUCUCGCAACCAAGCCGAAUGACCCGCUGUACAACCGCCGCUGGUUGUUAAAGAGCCAGGCGCAUCGCGGCGUGCGCUUCUUUAGCGGCAUGGAGGAGCUCGGCGAGCACAUGCACACGAACGACAUGGUCGCGCAGUGCAUUGAGCCGCUGCUCAUCUCGGGCCACAAGUUUGACAUUGGCCUUUACGUGGCCGUGACGUCAAUCGACCCGCUCCGCAUCUACAUGUGCAAGCUUCCGUACCCUGUGUCGCUCGACAACGCCGCCGACCUCGAGUCGUACGUCGUCGACGAGUACCUCCCGCCCUGGGAAAUGCCGGCGCUGCGCGAUUUUUACACUGAGCUGCCGUCGAAAACACGUGAAGGCACGAGCCAUUUUGCCGUCUUGAAGAAGCACCUCGACGCCAUCGGCUUGGACGCUGACAAGUUUGAGCGUGAGAUCUACGGCGACGUCAUCAAGAUCAUUGCCGGCAACCGCGCCCACUUUAUCGACGCUGAGCGCACGUACCGCCGCCAGCACCGCCAGACGCAAGACAACAUCGGGAGCAACUUUUUCGAAAUGUACCGGUUCGACUUUAUGGUCGAGGACAACGGCAAGCCAUGGCUCAUGGAGGUCAACCAGUCGCCGAACCUCGCGCCCAAGUUUUUUGACUCCGGAACAGACGCUGCGAUGAAGGACGGGAUUGUGCACGACCUCUUGCACAUGGUCGGCGUGCAGUCGCCAACCGACAAGAGAAGUCCACCUCAGCUCGACGCCGCCAGUUGUGCCGACCGAUGCAAGGACAAAGCGUCGCAGCUAUGGGACAUGGGCUGCUGGAGCUGCGACCAAUGGCUGAGCAAGCGCGAGGCGCAAACGCUGUUCGAAGCGGCCACCGAACACGCGCGCCGCGGCAAGUUCAACCUCGUGUACCCAGCGGACAAAACGUACGACAGCUUUGUCUCGGGCGGCUUGAGCGCUGACGACAACACCUUUGCCGCCUACUUGACUUCGUUCGCGACCCACGCUGCGAACGAGCCGAGCCAAGUGCUGGAUGCGCUUCUCUGUUCACGCCGCGUUGACUGCAGCAAGCACGGCGACUGCGUCAACGGCGCUUGUGUCUGCGACGUGGGCUACGAAGGCAAGACGUGCUACAUCUCGACAGGCCGCAAGCAGCGAGAGGAAGCAGCCGCUCGAAAGGCCAAAAAAGAAGCCGAGCAAGCCGAUGAGGAGGCAGCACGACCAAAGGCCCCAGCAGGUGUGCUGCUGCAGCCCGGCAAUCUCCGUGAGGCGCAGGACGCGCCCAUGUACCCGCGGAGCAUGAUCGUCUUCCUCUUUUGCGCCGUUCUCACCUUGACGGGCGCGUUUGCGUAUGCAAACCGCAAGUACUUGCAAAAGUCGCUGACCAAGAGCAGCUAGAUGUUUGAUACAGCUUGAUAUCUUGAUACAAUUCAGUUGACACAAUGGACAGAAACG
This is a messenger RNA of Saprolegnia parasitica CBS 223.65, 1928 nucleotides long. RefSeq lists its product as hypothetical. Gene Ontology annotation, molecular function: tubulin binding; tubulin-glutamic acid ligase activity. NCBI's taxonomy places the organism in Eukaryota, Oomycota, Saprolegniomycetes, Saprolegniales, Saprolegniaceae. The record is from RefSeq and is a predicted model, not a curated record. The transcript is spliced from 2 exons. The coding region runs from base 36 to 1871 and encodes 611 amino acids. Gene Ontology annotation, biological process: protein polyglutamylation; microtubule cytoskeleton organization. Gene Ontology annotation, cellular component: cilium.